CGAUAACCCCAAAGCCACCGACAGCCUGACAGAGAGGUGCAAGUGCGUGCAAAGGGAACGGUACCAAAAAAAUAAAACGGCGAACAACGAAAAAACAAGGCAGCAAAGGUUUACUGCAAGCAGGCAAAUAGCAUUAGCGAGAUCGAGGGACGCCCGCCAACAGCAGAAGGGAGCAACCAACACGGUGUACAUUAGCCAGCAAAAGCAGCCGAGCCGAGCCGAGCCGCCACCCCAAAACCCACGUCAAAGCAAGUGUGUGUCCGUGAUUCACGUGAAGCGACGGAAGCUUUGCCACCCUCAAACACAAACGGGCGCAGCAUUUAAUUAAACGCACAGGCAAGUCACUGGUCCCGGGCUCGCCAGACGCCAGACCCAAUCUGUUACCGGGGCUCGUACGUGUGAUUGUGUGUCGAUCGAAGGCAAACGGGUGGCGUGUAAAACCUCCCCAGUGCCAGUAAAGCCCCAAGACCGGGCUGCAGAGGAACGGGACGACCCCAGGGAGAAACCACCGUACCAAACCAGGGACAGAUAGCGCUGCCGACCCCGUCGAAGUAGUAGACCGCAUUGGCCCCUGCUUCGAAGUCAACCUCCCCCGAUUGAAGUGCAAAACCAACAAAAGAAACCAAAAAUCCCACCACCACCAACCCGCCGCCCUAUCAACCGAGCCGUAAGAAAGCGCGUAAUCAAACCUUUCGAGCACGCACACACGCGCUAAGCAAUAGCAACAAGCAACAAGUUCGAUAACAGCAAGAGCCGCAGCCGAACCCAGCCUGCUUAGAGGGAAGAAACAAAACAAAAAAUGGCGAAGAAAACAUACGACCUGCUGUUCAAGCUGCUGCUGAUCGGCGACUCCGGCGUGGGGAAAACCUGCAUCCUGUUUCGCUUUUCCGACGACGCGUUCACGUCCACCUUCAUCUCGACCAUCGGAAUUGACUUUAAAAUCAAAACCAUCGAGCUGCGGGGCAAGAAAAUAAAGCUACAGAUCUGGGACACGGCGGGACAGGAACGGUUUCAUACGAUCACCACCUCCUACUACCGCGGCGCGAUGGGCAUCAUGCUGGUGUACGACAUAACGAACGAGAAAAGCUUUGACAAUAUAGUGAAAUGGUUGCGAAAUAUAGACGAGCACGCCAACGAGGACGUGGAAAAGAUGAUCCUCGGCAACAAGUGCGACAUGGCGGACAAGCGUGCGGUGCGCAAAGAGAGGGGCGAAAAUAUUGCCCGCGAACAUGACAUCCGCUUUAUGGAAACGUCCGCCAAAGCGAACACGAACAUCGAGCUGGCGUUCCGCGAGCUGGCCGAAGCCAUCCUGGACAAGGUGGCCGGCAAGGAGACGACCGACAACCCGGACCGGGUGGUCGUGAACAGGAGCACCGGCGAGCGGUUACCCGCCUACAAGGCCUGCUGCACGUAGUGUGCUUAAGCCAUCCAUGCCGUCGCCCCUAUCCCCCUGCUUUUCGUUCCACCCGCACCCCUCCUUUCCCUUGCCGCGCAGUAUGGCGCGUGUGUCGUUCCUAAGUGUGUAUCGUCGCGGCGCCCUGGCAGCCCAACAGCCCCGACACCACACCAACCCGGCACGGUUUACUUCCCCUCUGCACUCUAUCGCAGACCGUGGUGCGGGUGGAGGGGGGAGGGGGGCAAAGGGGGAGCAACCGGGUGUGUACACGAGAGUCCCGCGAACCCCUUGUCGCGUUUCGGUGCCGUGCUUCGUUUUUUAUUUUUGUUUUCUUUGUUGCGUUUAAGAUUUCGAGCUCUGCAGCAGCGCCUGGGCCUAGUAGGACGGUGCACGGGGCAAAAACCAAACACCGUGAAAUGAAAUUAGUAGCAGAUAUUGUAAGAUUAGUUCUGUCUGGCGGUGCACUCAAAAGGGCACUUGUUUAUGUGCAUAUGUGUGGGUGGGGGCUAGGAGGCGCUAGUGCGCAUUAUUUACGGCAAACACACAACUAUCAUUCACAAUUAGAUUUCCCGCGGCGUGUGGGCUCUGUCUGUUUUAGUCUGUUUAGUAGUGGUGGAGCGUUCACCACCGGGCGAGAGGGAGACCGAGUAGGAAAUAGUGCCGUAGGGCGCGAGAUGUAAAAUCAAACCGCGUGAAUGUACGUGUUGCACAGGAGGGGGUCUGGGGGCCGUAUUUCAUUACCGUUUAGCGUUUAGACCAAUUUGAGAUUUAGCGUUCGCGUGCGCGAGAGACAGCUGUGCGGCCCGUUUUGUUUUUAAUUUCCUCACCCCCAUCACCACAUUAAUUUUCAUUUUCGGUAUGAGUUACGGGCCAGUGCGACUCGUGCCGUGUUUAGCUUUAGUUACAUUUUUUGUUUGUUUGUUUUCGAGAUUUAGCUAAAUGAGAAAGAUGGCAAAUAGUAGACACGUGCGCCGAUGUAUCGCUUAGUGGGGAGCAUUGUAACGGCUCUUCUGUUGCGAUUUUAUUUUUCUCGUUCCUUCUUUUAACUAAACGAACUGUAUCGAAUGGGUUUUGUGUUUGGAUCGUUUUAUUAAAUUGUUUCCCCACAACAACCACAAAAAAACAAACCCAUCAUAAAACCACACAGAUACACAAACACACACACACAUAUUUUAAUGAUAUAACCUUUGAUUUCGUAGUAUAUUUAGCAAACUUUCGGGCAGCGCAGUUGCAUUAGUUUGAUGGUCGAUCCAUGAAAAAUCCCUUUAAUAUGGCGCUCCCGGUAACGGCUUGUUGUGUAAUUAGGUUGCAAGCAGGUGGGGCGCAAAACCACCGGUGAGGGGAGAGAAAGAUUAUGCACCGCGACAAACAAACAAACAAAACAAAUCAAACAAAUCAAAAGCCCGAAGCUUUAAGCCAAGCGAGCCAGCUUAUUUCAAUUUUUCUGUUGUGAUGAGUACGAAGUUACGUUAAGCUAAUGAUUUGCAGUUAGUAGAGGAAAAGAGAAGGAAGAGAGAGAGAUAGGGAUAGAGAGAGAGAGAGAGAGAGAGAGAGAGAGAGAGAGCGUAAAAUGCGUAGAGGAAACAAAAAAAUGUUACUAAAGAUGAAAGGUAAGCCACAAGGGGAAGUGAAAAAAAUGUGAAACCUUACGCGCCGCUAGUACGAUUAGAUGUAAUGAAACGAGAGCAAACGAAGAAGAAGAAGAAGAAGAAGGAAAUAUUAAUAAACCCCUAAUCAGCUCGACAUAUACAACACAACAAGCAAGCAGCCGUAUCAAAUCGAUCGUGUGGCCAAAAGGCGGGGCAAGGGCGGAUGAUUGAACAGCAUCGUACCGACCACACCCAUCCACCCACCUCCUCCUCCAACUGCACCCAACCGAUAGAAGAAAAAAAACCAUCCACCGGAGAAGUGACGUGAUGGGUGGCCGCUACCACCCAGGUUACAGGUUUUUUCCAGAAGUUCUCAUAGCUGUGGGACACUUUAUUAACUCUUUCUUACGGGAAAUGAACUUAAUGUAAUGGGAAUUGGACUCUAUAGCACUCUUGUUGGACAAAUCCAACAGGAAUGUCCAAGGAGCCUGUCCAAAAAGGGUGCCAUAGAGUCCAAUUUCCAACAUAUGAAGUUCACUUCCAAUAAGAUAAAGUCAAGCAAGUGUCCCACAAGUAUGAGAACCCCUAGAAAACCCUGUAUCAUGCUGUGAGCCAUGUUUUAAAGUGUGUCGUAAAGUGUUAAUUGUUUCGAUUUUUUUUUCUUGCUAUUUAUCGUCUGCUGUUGUGUGCAUCGUUAGCGCGAAGAUUAAAAGAUGGGGCAAGAAAGCUGUGUAGCGGGGUGUAAAAAAAACAGGCUGCCCUGGGUGUGUGUACUUUGCAUACGCAACCGUUAGUUUUCGGCCCCAAUGACGGGCAUGAUUUCAACAGGCGAAUGAUAACGAUCAAGCAUCAGCAAUCAGUGUUAGGUUUUAUGCGAAAGCGAGGAUGGUGGAAGGCAGCAGGCGGCCAGCACCCAAUCAUCACCUAAGCGCAAUAUUUGAAUGUUGUAAAUGGUAAACAAAAAAGAGAGGCAAACAUCGUACGAAUGUUGAGGCUAUUUCGGGAGGGGGAUGGACACAUAAAAACACGUUAUUAGUAAGCUUAUUGGAAGUGUGUGUUACUUACAGUGCUGCAAAAUGUCCCGGUCAAUGUCAUAAAAAAACAAAUCUGACUGAAUCAAAGUCCAUUUCAGCGUCACGUACUCAAUUGUGAUAAUCAGAAGUGAUACUCAAAACUCGAUUGGUGUGACCAAUGCAUGCUUCGUGACAUUUUUGUGACACCAACGCUUGGUCAGUCACUAUGUCAUGACUUUUGUUUUUACUGUGAUCAGUUCAGCAAAAUGUCACUGACAUAGUCAUGACAAAUUCCGGCUGAAACAAAAUCAUGUCACCGUCACGAGCUCUACUGUGAUUAUCAGAGGUGAGACUCAAACAGUUGGUGCGACCAUCACAUGCUUGGUGACACGUUGUGCAACCGCUCGGGACCACACGCCAAUUAUUCCAUCGACAGAACAUGUCGUCACCAAGUGAGUGACCAAGAGUGCGGUACAAAAAAAAAUGUCACCAAGCAUGUGAUUGAUCCACCAACGGUUUGAGUCUCACCUAUGAUCAUCACAGUUGUGUAUGUGACCUGACUUGAACUUCGUUUCAGUCAUGAGUGUUGGUGACUGAAACAGUGACAUUUGGCAGCACUGUUCACAGCCAGAAAAGGCCAUGAUUAUGCUUGUGACCGGCUUAAGCUAAGCUUGUCAGUCGGAGUAUAGCAUUGGACUCAAGCAUUCGCAUGUCGCGUUCGGCAUGUCAUGAUGCACUUUCAUUGAGUAUCAGCAAUGAGCAUCAAGCUACCACGGAUAUGUUCAUUGUUUUCGUUGGUGAACAUCACGUGAUGCUCAUGACAUUUUGUAGCACUGGUUACUUACUGUUUUUUUUUCUGCUUGUGCCCUAAUCCAAAUCUUUCGGCCAUACAGUUUCCCACCCACAAUGUCCCUCCUCCUCCCUGCCAGUAUGCAAAAUUCUUUCUCAACUUGCUCAACAUCACAACCCACUUUUGUACAACUGCGUGCUCAGUCUAACUGGCGCUGGAAAGAAAGGAGGAAAAACGCAUCAUACUCGUAGCAUGUAUAUGUGAUAUAAUAAGUAUCAGUAUCCAGCAUCACACAAAACUCGUACACAUCAAUCUAUCGAUACCACACUCACUGUGUCGUAGGCAAGCAAACGAAAAAAAAGAAAAGAAAAUGCGAUCCGCCAGGGGUGCAACAUAAGUGUGUAAGCAUAGCAAAAAGCAAAGCAUAAAAAAGAAACGUUAUUAACCCUAUAGCAGCUUGUACGUUUGUUCUGUGCGUUAACUUCCAGCCAGCCGGUUUGGACCGUGUGUGUGUGUGUGUAUUUUUGUUUCUCGCCUACUGACGGGGCUGCCAAAUUUCGAAAUGGGGUGUAGAUUUCAAUGCGACGGUGAGGAAGAAAAGAACAGAAAUAUCAAUAAAUGCUACCGGUGAAACGAUUUGGGUUAAA
Messenger RNA from Anopheles gambiae (African malaria mosquito), 5435 nucleotides. RefSeq names its product ras-related protein Rab-10 (gene Rab10). NCBI's taxonomy places the organism in Eukaryota, Metazoa, Arthropoda, Insecta, Diptera, Culicidae. Gene Ontology annotation, molecular function: GTP binding; GTPase activity. The record is from RefSeq and is a predicted model, not a curated record. The transcript has 5 exons. Gene Ontology annotation, biological process: cellular response to insulin stimulus. Gene Ontology annotation, cellular component: Golgi apparatus; recycling endosome; insulin-responsive compartment. The coding region runs from base 800 to 1414 and encodes 204 amino acids.